Molecule: messenger RNA, 1540 nt
Organism: Meloidogyne enterolobii
Lineage: Eukaryota; Metazoa; Nematoda; Chromadorea; Rhabditida; Meloidogynidae
Source: the annotation of a GenBank genome assembly
UUGUAAUGUUUAUUUUCAAAUUUAAAUUUGUUAAAAUUUUUUAGAUAUGAUUGUCUCUUUCUGUGAUCGUCUUGGCUGGGUCCAUUUAAAAACACUUUUGGAUGAUUUUGCUGAACGUUUACAAUUUGGAAUAAGAAGAGAUUUAACUGAACUUGUUCGAAUACAAGGAAUUGAUGCAAUUCGUGCUAGAGCUUUUCAUAGAAUGGGAAUAGAAUCUCUAGUUUCACUUGCUAAUUGUCCUUUAAUUCGUGUUUGUACUGUAUUGAGAAAAGCUGUUCCGUUCAAAAUAAAUUCUCACACUGAAGGUUUAAAUUUAGAAGAUGGGGAGGAAGAGAAGAAUACAUGGCUCCAUGAUGAACCUCCUACUUUUGAACGUGUAGCAGCAAAAACACUAAUUGAACGUGCAAAAAUUGCCAUUAAGGAAAAGAUCAAAGCUUUCAAAAUUGUCAAUUUCCCUACUUGUAUUUCUAAAAGCAAUGUCAAUUUAUCUCUUCGAUUUGAUACGUCAGUAUUGAGUGUUUUGGACAAUGAUGAUGGAGAAGAUAAAUUGGCAGAGUCUACAGCUGUUGCUGAUCUUUCUAAAAGCAUUUUGGAAGAAGCUUGGCUUUCUGAAGAUGAAAGUAAUAAUAACUCUUCAAAUGCUUUACUUGGCGGUGUUUCUUUGUUGGCAACUACAGAUGAGGAAAGUGCUGUUGAUUCGCUUUGUGAUUCUUUCUCUCCGUUGCGUUUAGAGAAGGCAAUGAUUUCUAAUGAACGUCAAAAUAACAAUACUAAAGAAAAGAAGAUUCCUCCAAUAUUUAACAUUGAAGAUUUUAAAGAAAAUAUUCCCCCAGAAUUUUUAGAAAAUGGAAAAAAGAAAACUUUGGAAAAGGAAAAUAACAAAGAUUUGACUCGUACUGCAAUGAAAAAUAGUUGGGCAUCGAAGGAAGUUCCAAAUGUCACAACAAUGCCUUCUUCCCCCUUUCACUCUCCUCGGGCAAAGAAAUUUGCAACAACAAAAGAAAUAAAUUGUGAAUUAAAGAAUAUUAAUUCUAAUAAUAAAAAUUGUAAUAAAAUUAAAACAAAAAUUGAAAAAACAAAAAUGGCUGUAAUAAAUCCAAUUUGCAGUUGUACAACAAUUAAACAAAUAUUGGCAAUAUUUACGGAAUGUUGGUUAUUAAUUUUGGAUGGUAAUGUCUUAUUAGCUUAUGAUGAUGAUUUCGAUCAAACACUAGUAUUUCAUUCUUUCCCACUUUCUACACUUCCAGAGAAUUUUUGCAAAAUUUGUAAAAAUUCUUCAACUCUUCUUUUUUCAAUUUUGGAGCAUCCACGUAUUCGUAAAUGGGUUUUUUGUGGAUUAGAAUUUUUGAGAAAAUUGAGGGUAUUUUUGCCUGAAUGUAACGAAAAUAAUCAACAAAAAUUAAUUGAGACUAAAAAUUUGUGGUGUUUACAAACAUUGGAUGUUUUAACAAAUGGAAAUGGCCCUUCUGAAUUACUAGAAUCAAAUUCAAACAUUAAAUUAUUAACAUCUACAAAGCUCUUAAAUAUUCUUGAAAGGUAA